Molecule: messenger RNA, 3564 nt
Organism: Bufo bufo (common toad)
Lineage: Eukaryota; Metazoa; Chordata; Amphibia; Anura; Bufonidae
Gene: SDF4
Product: stromal cell derived factor 4
Exons: 6
Coding region: 1-1071 (356 amino acids)
Biological process (GO): calcium-ion regulated exocytosis
Cellular component (GO): endoplasmic reticulum
Molecular function (GO): calcium ion binding
Source: RefSeq, a predicted model, not a curated record
AUGGUGUCUAAGCAGGCGUUCCUUUUCAGCUUGGGUUCCCUCUACCUAUCCCUCUUAUUUAUAUUCCUUCUCAUGGAUGUGUAUGCCAGACCGGCAAAUAAUUCUGCCUUAAAAGAGAAACCAGUAGACAAUAAGGAUGAGAAUGAAAUCAUGCCCCCCGACCACCUUAACGGAGUGAAAAUGGAGAUGGAUGGUCACCUCAACAAGGAGUUCCAUCAAGAAGUUUUCUUAGGUAAAGAUAUAGAAGAAUUUGAUGAGGAUUCAGAGCCAAGGAAGAAUCAGAGGAAGCUGGCGGCCAUCUUUUCAAAGGUGGACAGGAACAAGGACAAACAAAUCAGUGCACAAGAAAUGCAGCGCUGGAUCAUGGAGAAGACUGAGGAGCAUUUCCAGGAGGCCGUUCAGGAGAACAAGCUACAUUUCCGGGCUGUAGAUCCAGACAACGAUGGAUAUGUGUCCUGGGACGAGUACAAGAUCAAGUUCCUGGCCAGCAAGGGCUUCAAUGAAAAAGAGGUUGCUGAGAAAGUGAAGAACAAUGAGGAGCUGAAGAUCGACGAAGAAACACAGGAAGUACUUGAAAACCUUAAAGAUCGCUGGUUUCAAGCCGACAACCCGCCAGCUGACCGCCUCCUGAACGAAGAGGAGUUCCUGUCUUUCCUGCACCCAGAACACAGCCGGGGGAUGCUCAAAUUCAUGGUUAAAGAAAUCAUCCGUGACCUAGACCAGGAUGGAGAUAAGAAACUGACUUUGUCGGAGUUCAUCUCUCUUCCGAUGGGCACAGUAGAGAACAAGCAGGCGCAGGAUAUUGAUGAUGAAUGGGUUCGAGACCGAAAGAAAGAGUUUGAAGAGGUUAUCGAUGCCAACCAUGAUGGCAUUGUCACAAUGGAAGAGCUUGAGGAGUACAUGGACCCCAUGAACGAGUACAAUGCUCUAAAUGAAGCUAAACAGAUGAUCGCUGUGGCAGAUGAGAACCAAGAUCAUCACUUGGGCCUAGAAGAGAUCCUGAAAUACAGCGAGUACUUCACAGGCAGCAAACUGAUGGACUAUGCUCGCAACGUUCAUGAGGAGUUUUAGGUUCCCACCGUUCAUCUUGCCCUUUGACUGGAGAAGUUCUUGCUAUGGAUGAAAGGCUUUUCUUCUAGCUUAAUGGGAGGAUCCACACCAGUUUUGCUACUACUUUUCCUGUGUGUUAGUGUGCAGUAUUGAGUGGGGGCCGUCGCCUUCCCCCCACCAUUUGCGACCCUCAUGGCAGAAUUUGCACAUAAAUUACGGCUUUCAUUUGCUUUGGUGAUAAUCGAUCAUACAGUGACUUAAAUCACCUGCAGGGUACACACUCUACAGCCCAUGAUAUCCGAUGACGCAAAAAAAGGACAUGGUAAUGGUGAAUAGUGAACCGUCCGUGUAAAGUGUAUUAUAUGUAAUAGAUCUUUGUCUAUAUAAGAAUUGAACUAUUUAUACAUCCACCCUUUACUUGUUCUCCUUCAUAUCAGUAAUUUAUGCUAUAUAUACUGCUAUCCCCAAAAAUACAAUUAUUUAUAAUUUUUUUUGUAAGCUUUGCCACCCCCUUGCCCACCGCAGACUUGAUGAUAUCAUAUUAUGAUGAUGAAUGGCAAAAUAUUUCCAGCUCACCUGCUCCACUCCAUAGGUGUGCAAGGAACCCCGGAUCAGGGAAAAAAAUGUCUUCAGGAACAAAAAAACUCCAGCACAUGCACUACGGAUAAAAUCCAGCCUUUUUAUUGUGAUUCCAUGUGUGAACAAUCUUCAAAUUGGAAUCCAGGGUGUGUCUGGUGACAUCAUAAAAUACAGAACUACUUGAAAAGAAAAAAAAGCUUCUACAAAGGAAAAAAAUUAAUCAGCAAUCACAUAUAGUCAUGCAGAAUAUAAAUCAAUAUUUAAAGAUGAGAUCAUGUCUAUUAUUCAUGCUAUUUGGAAUCCUGGUAUGUAAUAAGAAGAUCCAAAAAGACUCCCUGUCAAAAAGCAGCCUGUUUAGAUCUCCUCCUCGCAAUGUUUUUUUUAACCCUUUCAAUACCAACAGUUUCAAGAUCUGCUGUGUUACCCCCAUGUAAGUCUCUGAAAUGUCGAGACAACAUGGAAAUAUUCACUACCUUCAAGUUUGAAAUGUCUGAAAGGUGUUUCCUUAUUCUAGUUUUCAACCCACAUAUUGAACACUACAGCUGCUGCAGGUGGCUAAAUAAACCCCAUUGCUUGUUAGUUUAUAUAUGACUUAAUUUUACAUUCUUCUCUUGUAGCACUAGAUUUAAAACUCUUGUUUUUUUUAAAAAAAAAUCGGCAGGUUAUACAUACAUUAUGUCCACAUCUGUAGCAGCCAGUAACGUUCAACCAGGUGUUACUUGCAGACCCCGUUUUCUCCGAAAAUAAACUCGUAGACAGUGCUGUUAAUAUAGUUGGAGCUCUUUUUGCUCACAACUUGAAUUCCUGGUUCCAGUAUUUGUCGUAAAUGAUCAUCUUGGUACAGAAUCGGUCAAUACCUGGUGAUAAUGUUCGGCACCUCAUUGAACUGCCUGCUAUAAACAGUAGUCACUCUCACCUUUUUCUCAUGUACCUCUAUUUCAUUACUACUGUUUAUUACCUGAAAAAUUUAAUGUUUUUCUAUCCAAAAGGUUCACUUUUUCUACAGUCUGUUUUAGCAAGUUCUGACUAUAUCCCCUUGAAGUCUGCUAUAUAAUGCUGCACUUUCUAUAGGUGGAGUCCUCUGUACAAUUAGGGCGGAUUCUAAUCAUUUCACCAUAGGGGAUACCAUUGAUGACAUGUUUAGGGUAACAAUAGCAAAGUAUUCCUACUUGUAUCUUUUCUGUGGUUGCUACUGACAACCUCAUUCCCUUUGUUGGAAAGCUUAACAUCUAAAAAAGGAAUAUCACUCACUGCUAAUGUAUAAGUGAAUUGGAGAUUCAUGACAUAUUUGUUCAAGUAUUUCACGCAAUUCACAAAAUCUUCUUCUGUGGAGUUCUACACCAGGAUACUACGGUAUCCUCAAUGAAUCUUCCAUAUCAUACGAUGGAGGCCAAAAAAUGUUGUCCUCGGUCAUAAGGUAUUCUUCCCAAUGGGACAUAUAAAUAUUUGCGUACAAGGGGGAGAACUUCGUACCCAUUGAUGCUCCCCUCGUCUGCAAAAUGGCCCCAUUAAUGGAGAAGUAGUUAUGUCCUAGCAGGAACUCCACAGAUAAAUAGAUACAUUCCUUCAAAGCAGAAUGUCUAAAUGUUUCCUGAGACUCGCCAGACCCAAAUGGUGCCGAAUUGAGGAAUAGAGAGCGGCGACAUCACAAGUCGCCCAUCUGUAUUCCUCUUCCCAGACUAGGUUACCAGUUAAUUCCAAAAACACGUUUUGUGUCUCGCAGGUAGCUUGGGAUACACUGUACAAGGGGUUGCAAAAAGUGAUCAACCCAUGCUCCCAAACGUUCUCCCAGCUCAUGGAAUUUUUAAAAGAAUCGCAAUAAAAAGGCUGGAUUUUAUCUGUAGUGCACGUGCUGGAUUUUUUUGGUUCCUGAAGAAAUAUUAUGAUGGUGCUAUAGCACCACAGCGUUAUAGGCAUCAUAUCGUCGUAUUACAG